This is a messenger RNA of Aureobasidium namibiae CBS 147.97, 777 nucleotides long. Its product is annotated as phosphotransferase KptA/Tpt1. Gene Ontology annotation, molecular function: tRNA 2'-phosphotransferase activity. Gene Ontology annotation, biological process: tRNA splicing, via endonucleolytic cleavage and ligation. The transcript is spliced from 2 exons. The annotation marks the transcript as partial. NCBI's taxonomy places the organism in Eukaryota, Fungi, Ascomycota, Dothideomycetes, Dothideales, Saccotheciaceae. The record is from RefSeq and is a predicted model, not a curated record.
GGAGGACGUGGUCGUGGUGGUCCCAUGCCACGAGAUGUUCUGGUGUCAAAGGCGCUGAGCAAACUACUUCGUCACAGUGCCGAGAAGGAAGGCCUCAAGUUAGACGAAGCAGGUUACAUUAACCUUAAGGAUGUGAUGAAUAAUCAGAAAAUUCGCAGUGUCAAGCCUACACUAGAUGAGAUCAAGCAGAUUGUGGCAGAGAACGACAAGCAACGCUUUUCUUUGAUUCACAAAUCCGCCGCAGCUUCAGCAGCCAGUAUCCCAGCCGACGAUGCAGCAACAUCCACAGCUUCGGACAUUCCCAGCCAAGUUUCAGAGUCAGAUGACCCAGCCGACUAUCUUAUUCGUGCAAACCAAGGACACUCUCUGGAGGUUGCAUCCGAGAAUCUCCUCACGCCAAUCACAGAGGAGAACCUCCCUUCGGUAGUGGUACAUGGAACCACCCACGCUGCUUGGCCUCAAAUUGUAGCUACUGGCGGUCUGAAGAGGAUGGCACGCACCCACGUUCAUUUUGCCUCAGGACUGCCCGCAGCAUUCAAGUCCGAGGACAACGAUGCAGGUGCCGCACCCGUCAUUUCUGGCAUGCGCAACUCAUCUUCAGUGCUAGUCUAUGUGGACAUCAAGAAGGCUUUAGAAGCUGGAGUCAAAUUCUGGAAAUCUGAAAACGGGGUUAUCUUGAGUGAAGGGGAUGAGAACGGCGUUAUUGGUCUGCAGUUUUUCAGCAGAGUUGAAGAUCGUACCGGUGGCCAAGGAGUCUUGGUCGUGAAUGGCAAAGUC